Molecule: messenger RNA, 1197 nt
Organism: Mizuhopecten yessoensis (Yesso scallop)
Lineage: Eukaryota; Metazoa; Mollusca; Bivalvia; Pectinida; Pectinidae
Exons: 2
Coding region: 104-1063 (319 amino acids)
Source: RefSeq, a predicted model, not a curated record
GUUAAAAAACAUCCAGGUACACGUAACUACCACAAACCUCUACAGGACAGAUCAGAUCACAAAGGACGAGUGAUUGACAUUGACCAAGGCUGAUGAAACCAGUAUGAAUUUAUUGAAGACGUUUUGGAUCUUUGUGGUUAUCACUGGAUGUGUCGGAUAUAUCUACAUCCGGUAUUCGUCUCGUGCAUUUAGUUAUUUCUAUAAGGAGGAAGAUGCAAGACAAUUCCAGCAGGAUUCAAUAUAUGUUGAACCUUAUAGAAAGCAACCCCCACUAAUUACAAUGUUUACGUCAUGGAUGACCUUCCCUAGGAGAUUCAAAGUGUAUAACUGCACUUUACGUAACUGGCCUCUACUACAGCCUCAUGUGAACAUCAUACUGUUCACCAAUGAUAAAAUUCCGGACAAAUAUAAACAGUUAGGAUGGAUGGUGCUACCAGUUAGACGACAAGUCAAAGGCCAUCCCGUUCUUAAGGAUAUGUUUAUAGAAGCCAUGCAACUGCAACCAGAUUCAAAACUAUAUGGAUUUGCUAAUGGGGAUAUACUUUUUACUGAUUCUUUCAUCAAAAGUUUACAGGAAAUUACAAAUUCGCCUUUAGUUGUUAAUCGGACAUAUAUGGUAGUGGGUCGCCGGAUGGACACGCCGAAUGUCACACUCAAAGAAGCAAGUUCUUGGAAGAAUAUGGAAAGAGCUGCCAAGAGAGGAAAGUUAAUGAAUGAAUGGUUGGGAAUCGAUUACUUCAUUACAUCCCCAAGCUACCACUGGAAAGAUAUACCGGAAGUUCAAAUCGGGCAAAAACUCUAUGAUAAUUGGCUGGUUCGGGACGCUCGGAAAAUGGGUCACGUGGUCAUUGAUGCUACAAGCACUCUUCUGGCAGUUCAUCAAAAUGCACCUUACCCUGCUCACCACGGGAACAUGACUCAAAAUCUUGAAUAUUUUAACGAAUCCUAUCACACUAUAUAUCAGCAGGGAGUAAUCGCGUGCUGCAGGUUUCACACAAUGUAUACAAAUCAUACAAUAAAGAUUUGGAGACGGAAACACAUACCAGGACAAUGCACAUUGUGAUAAAGAUGUAAUAGCUUGGUUCAGUUCCUUCCUUGACUAAAUGCUUCAAUCAAGUGUUUUUGCAUUCGGUUUAAUUUUCAAUUCAAUUUUAAUAGUAAGGAUGUACAUGUUAUUAUGCUUGUGGAUUUUCUGUU